Actinia tenebrosa (Australian red waratah sea anemone) is the source of this 3942-nucleotide messenger RNA. Its product is annotated as UDP-galactose translocator. Gene Ontology annotation, biological process: pyrimidine nucleotide-sugar transmembrane transport. The record is from RefSeq and is a predicted model, not a curated record. Gene Ontology annotation, cellular component: Golgi membrane. Gene Ontology annotation, molecular function: pyrimidine nucleotide-sugar transmembrane transporter activity. NCBI's taxonomy places the organism in Eukaryota, Metazoa, Cnidaria, Anthozoa, Actiniaria, Actiniidae.
GCUGAGCAAGUUUCCAAGAUGGCGGCCACAGGAGCCGGAUCUUUCUUCAGUAUCAAAUACCUCAGUCUUAUCAUAUUGACAUUACAGAAUGCUCUCAUAAUUUUGAUGCUGCGCUAUAGUAGGACAGUAUUUGGAGACUUGUACAUUUCCAGUACAGUAGUCGUAAUGACAGAGAUUGUAAAGUUAUUAGUUUCUCUCACUGUUUUACUAUGGGAGAAAAAACGUUUUGUGAUGUGGCUGCGGUGUAUUUAUUCAUCCACACUUGGUAAUCCAACAGACAUGUUUAAAAUGGCUGUUCCAGCCUUGAUCUACACUCUACAAAAUAACCUUCUUUAUGUGGCUAUAUCAAACCUUGAUGCUGCAACAUUUCAGGUGACAUACCAGCUAAAGAUUCUAACAACUGCUCUGAUGUCUGUCAUCUUGCUUAAGAAGCCCCUCAAUAAAAUACAGUGGCUGUCUCUUGUCUUAUUGUUCGUGGGUGUGUCUAUAGUCCAGCUACAACCCACAGAUUCUGGACAACCGAAAGCUUCAACUUCUCACAUAAAGCAAAAUCCUGUUCUUGGUGUCAUUGUUGUUAUUGCUUCUUCACUCUGUUCAGGAUUUGCAGGUGUUUAUUUUGAAAUGCAAUUAAAAGGCACCAACACAACCCUUUGGGUCCGUAAUCUCCAACUAUCCUUGUUUGGGUUUCUACUGGGUUUCAUUGGAGUUUUCUACAAUGAUGGAGCGGCAGUUGCUGAAAAAGGGUUCUUCUUCGGUUAUACACCUCUUGUCAAAUUCUGUAUAUGUUUCCAGGCUUUGGGUGGCUUGUUAGUAGGAAUAGUUGUCAAGUAUGCAGAUAAUAUUCUCAAAGGGUUCUCAGCUGCCAUUGCCAUUGUAAUAUCAUGUAUAGUCUCUGUUCACUUUUUUGAUUUUAAAGCAAGUGCAGAGUUUUUAUUAGGAGCAGGGCUUGUCAUCUUUGCCAUUUAUUUAUACAGUAUUGGACAGAGUACUAACAAAACACCUCAGAAAGGAGCCUCUUCUACAGAAGCUGCACCUGCUAAGAAUGACUACACUAGAAGGUGCGUGACAGACACUAAGAACGUUAGCGUUCUCAAGGUUUUUGAAUCGUUGGGCUGCCUGUGUUGUUGCCCAACCCAAACCAUUUCCAAGAUGGCGGCCGGAAAACAACAGAAAGAUGAAAAUGGCUAUUUUAGCAUCAAGUACCUCAGUCUUGUUGUCCUUACUCUACAAAAUGCAUCCUUAAUUCUGACAAUUCGCUACACUCGGACACUCCCCGGUGAUAUGUACAUUACGAGUACAGCAGUGGUGAUGGCAGAAUUCUUCAAAAUUGUAACAUGCUUGAUAAUCAUGUUUUAUCAAUUUGGAAGCUUUCAUGAAUGGAUCAAUCAUCUGUAUUCAUCAAUAAUAAAGAAUCCUGUUGAUACUUUGAAGCUGUCAGUACCUGCAUUGAUUUACACAAUUCAGAAUAAUCUACAGUAUGUCGCUAUAUCAAACCUUGAUGCUGCAACUUUUCAGGUGACUUACCAACUAAAGAUCUUAACAACAGCACUGUUUUCUGUUGUAAUGUUGAACAAGAGCCUAAACAAAUUACAGUGGCUGUCAUUGUUCAUGCUCUUUGGUGGGGUUUCGGUUGUUCAACUGCAGCCGACAUCUAAUGUGAAGCCCACAGCAACACCGGCAUCAACUAAUGUAACCCUAGCAACCAUGGCCACUGCAAAGCAGAAUCCUCUGAUUGGAUUGUUAGCUGUGGUGCUGUCAAGUCUAUGUUCUGGAUUUGCUGGGGUUUACUUUGAGAAGAUCCUCAAAGGUACCCAAGGAUCAGUAUGGCUCAGGAAUACACAGUUAGGAACAUAUGGGAUCAUAAUUGGACUAAUAGGCAUGCAAAUCAAUGAUGGAUCCAAGGUCUCUGAGAAAGGAUUCCUAUAUGGCUACACAACAUUGGUUUGGAUUGUAAUAUCCAUGCAAGCUUUUGGUGGCCUGCUAGUUGCAAUUGUCGUCAAAUAUGCCGACAACAUUCUCAAAGGAUUUGCUACCUCAUUUUCUAUCAUUCUCUCAUGUAUAGUAUCAGUAUACCUGUUCAAUUUUCACAUCAGCAUUCAAUUUGUUCUGGGGGCUGUUCUGGUUAUGUUUGCCAUUUAUUUAUACAGUUUACCUCCAAAAGCCACUUAUGGCCCUCUUCCAACAAGUGCUUCAAAAGUUUGAGCAAAGACAAUAUUUCACACCAAAGAUUGUGAUCCUUGGCAUAUUGUCAAUUAUAAACCUUAGGUUUUUCAGGUUUUAAACUAGCGUGUACUAGCGUGGACUGCGUCGGUGUUUCUGAAUAAAACAGUAGGAACUUGUAGAUAAAUUGGAUCAGCGUAAAAAGCUUUGUGAAACUGACGUUUCAUUUCCCACUUACUCCGAUGAAGGACUAACGUCCAAAACGUCAGUUUCACAAAGCUUUUUACGGUGAUCCAAUUUAUCUACAAGUUCCUACUGUUUUAUAAUGUAGUUAAGCAUGGAAUUUGAGGGUUUUUGGUGAUGCUUCCCACAGGUGUAGAACAAGAUGUCAUGUCAAGCUUGACAAUCACAUGCCAAAACCCUUCAAAACAAGGUUGCUAGAUCUUUAAUGUUAUUUUCCUAUCGAUAAUGCUGCUAUUUUGGUGUACAACUCUAUGCAUCUUGCAUUCAUAACAGUAUUCAUAUUUAAAAAUUUGUAUUUGUGUAUUGAUGUCCAAUAUUUAUACAAAAAAAAAAAAUAUUGUUAUGUACCAAGGGUUUUGCAUGACUUUGUAUGUCAUUGUGUUAAAGAACUAUUCUUGGUAUGUAAUACAUAUUAAUAUAGGAAAUGCUACCGUUUGAUAUGCACUAGUAGCAUGAAGGCACUUUCAUCAAAUGCAUGUGGUAUUUUUAUUUGAGAAGUAAAAAUAAAACAUCUACAAGAGAAAGAAUUGACACUGAGCCAACCAACCAAUCAGAAACAAGUUUUUUUUGUAGAUGUGACAACAAGGCUAACCCUGUGUUAAUGAGUCUGUAAUCAAGGAACACGGUUGUAUUUACAAAACUGGUAUUUUAUAUAUAUCUAUCGAUAAAUAUGUUUUAAUGAAGAAUACUUUCCACUGCACGUGUAAUAAAUCUUUAUUUCUAAAACAUUGCAAGCAUAAACCACAAGCUUAUACCAUCAUAGUACAUGAUGGUUAGAAAAAGAAUUAUAACGAAAACCUAAGCAUUGAUUUCCAUUUCAGAGCAAUUCUUACCUUGAGUAUUAUUUUUUUACUAGUAACAUUCAAGAAGACUGAACAAUCUUGUAAAGGCUUUGCACCAUCAUUUGAUCACAGCUAUGACUAGAAGCAGGAGCAAUUGAACCUGGUCUAAUAUAUGGUUUACAUGAGAACAAAAUUCAGAAUGAAUUCAGUUUCCCAACGGGAAAGGACUAUGGUUGUGCCAUCACAUAAUGGUGCAAAAUGUCUACCCUCAAGGGAAUGACAUACUAGAUGGAAAUCAAUCAUUAAGGUUAUUCCAUAAUUAAUAUACCCUGCGAGCAGAGAUUCCCUUUUCUAUCCCGCUAGGGAGAGAGGGGGGAUAGAAAAGGGAAUCUCUGCUCGCAGGGUAUAAUUAAUACCACAUAUGGCAAAAUUUACACUAAUUCCAUCAAAAAGUACACAUUAAAGUUAAAUAAUAAUUAGGCUUUAAAGAAAUACACCUCAAUAAAUUAAUUGUUUUUAAGUUAUCUUUCUUGUGCCUGAUGUAUGGCUGUUUAACUAAGUUAUAAACUUAGGUUAUGAAUCUUAAAUAAAUUGUAAAUGAAACAAACCUGGUGAACUAAAGAUGCAAUAUUUGCAGUCUGAAGUUAUUGUAUAAAAUACCGGCAGUUGACAUUAGUUUGGAUGGGGUGAAUUAAAUUGCAUUAGUUUUUUGUUGUGAUUAUUAUUUACGCUAGCUAAUAAUGAUUUACUAUCAAAA